AUGGAAGAACCAGAGACAACCAUGGUUGAAGUGAGAGAAGAGCUCAUGGUUUCACCAACUGGCCAAAACCAAAACCCUUGUACAAGAACAGCCCAUUUUCUCAAACCCAUUUUCAGUUCCCUUGAAAACCCACUUCCCAAGCUUCCUUCUCAAUGUCUUUCUUCUCUGGAGCAACCUUCUUUUGAACCCAAAAACCUGCCUUUGAGAAUCAGUUUUCAUGGGUGGAGAUGCAGGGCAAAUAGUUGGUCUACAUGGAUUGAGAAGAUGGCUGCUUUACAUGAAUCAACUUGGAAGAAAGCUGGUAUCUAUGAAGCCAUCAUGAAUUCAACUUACCAGAUCAAGAGAAACAAUGAUUUGGUUCUUGGUUUAGCUGAGAAAUGGUGUUGUGAGACCAAAAGUUUCAUCUUUUCAUGGGGUGAAGUUAGUGUUACACUUGAAGAUGUCAUGAUUCUAGGGGGUUUCUCUGUUCUGGGUUCCCCUGUGUUUACCCCAAUCGAAACUGAAGAAUUGAAGGAAGCAGAAGAGAGUUUAAAGAGCGCAAGAAUUGAAAUUGUCAGAAGCAAAGCUAAAAAGGCUUGUCCUCGUUUGUGGAUGCAGAAAUUCAUGGACACUGGCAGUGAAUUUGAGCAUGAAGCAUUCCUUGCCUUUUGGCUUUCAAGGUAUGUUUUUACCAAUGCACAUGAAACAAUUAGGGAACAUGUUUUCUCUAUUGCAGUUCACUUAGCUAGAGGGACAAGACUUGCGUUAGCACCUGCUGUACUUGCUAGUAUUUAUAGAGAUUUGUGUUGGUUGAAAGAUGCAAUUACUGCUUCAACUAAAUUGGGGAAAGAAGAGGUUUCUACGCUUACCAUUUGGUCACCAUUUCAAUUAGUUCAGGUUUGGGCUUGGGAGAGAUUUGUAGAGCUAAGACCAAAACCAAAUUUGAUUGAAAAGGGUCAGCCAAGGCUGUUUCAAUGGCAUGAUGUUAGCUGCAAGGUUGAGAAUGUCAGGUUAGCUCUCGAGUCAGCUUCUGGAAGUUUUGAAUGGCGUCCUUAUGCUCUGCAGAUUGAUAACUGGAAACAACCUAAGUUUUAUAGAGAGAAUGAAGUUUGUAUAUCGAUCACUGCACGUCUUGACAAAGAAUUAGAGUCCUUUGCUCGAUGCUUGAAGGCCAGUGAGCUAGUGGGACUUGACUGUGUAGAGCAGUACCUUCCACAUCGAGUUGCAAUGCAAUUUGGAAUAGAUCAGGAUAUUCCAGGUUUUGUUCCUCAAUCAAAUGAGACUCCUGAAAUUGCCUGGCUCAAUUACUGUGAAUCACUUACUGCUGUGAAAUUAUACAUUCCAUCUCGUCUCUAUAAAGCUGGUGUUUCUGCUCGAUACUUGCAGUGGUGGAACCAGUCAGUGUUGGAGAGCAAAGACACAGCUAAGGAUUUGAAGAAAUCAGCAAAGAAGCCUAAAGGAAAGAAACAAGGGAAAAGUUCCUCUGGUUGCCGUGGCUUUCAUCAGAAAAUAGAGAGUUUCCAUGGAAAGAUAGACGCUAAUGAUCCAUCUGUUUCUCCUAAUUGGUCUAUGAAGAGCUCAAAGAAACCAGGAGAUAUUGUCAACAGGACUAAUAAUGUUAGCGGUUCCCUCUCUUGUUUUCCUCUUAAGAAAUCAAAGAGUGUAUCCCAGAUUUUGGAAGAAAAGCAGCUGGGCAACGACGGUUCUAUUUCUUCUGGUUAUUGUAGAAGGAACUCAAAGAAAUCAGCCAAGAAUCUGAAAGGAAACAAGAAAGCCAAGGAAGAAUCUUCUUCUCCCGCUGUUCCUUUAGGAAGCUCAAAAGAAUCAGCUCAGACUUUGAAAAGAAAGUAUAAAGAUGACAACGAAUCUGCUUUUCCUGGUUUCAGUAAAAAACGUUUGAAAAAUCAGCACAGAAUUCUAAAGGAAUGA
Messenger RNA from Durio zibethinus, 1908 nucleotides. RefSeq lists its product as uncharacterized. NCBI's taxonomy places the organism in Eukaryota, Viridiplantae, Streptophyta, Magnoliopsida, Malvales, Malvaceae. Gene Ontology annotation, biological process: meristem development; meristem maintenance. The record is from RefSeq and is a predicted model, not a curated record.